Molecule: messenger RNA, 711 nt
Organism: Mesorhabditis spiculigera
Lineage: Eukaryota; Metazoa; Nematoda; Chromadorea; Rhabditida; Rhabditidae
Source: the annotation of a GenBank genome assembly
AUGCUCUCCGCGGCCCUAUUCUUGUUCAUUUUGCUGAGGGGUGGACAAGAGGAGGUGAUUUUCGGCAUCAACAAUGCGCUGGCAAGUAUUCCAGAGGGAAUUAAAGGAGAGAACAGCAAGUCGAUCGAGGUUGCCGUCGCUCUCCAUCCCGAUCCAGGCAGCUUGGAGGAUUUAAUACCUGUUCUGUCGCAGGAAAUCGAGCUCGAAAAGCCGGAAGUUAGCGUCGGUUGUCAUGACAUCGUCUCGGUGCAGACGCCGAAGAACGUCUAUACGCGUCAGAUGUUCCUCGACGACGUUGAGAAAACCAUCGCUUUCGCCCGGACGCAAGCAGUGUCUGAAGACGUUUUGCGGGAAUUUGAGUCUGCACUCCACAUAGCGAAAAAACUAGGCACUUCCUCAUAUCUGGAUGGACUGUGGAUGUCUAUGACAAGUCGCUACUCGUGGAUCGAUGUAACCAAGGAAACGAUCGUAUGGAGCUGCCAGAAGGGUAUUUGGGUUGCUCAAUGGUUGAUGCCUUCCCACUACUUCGUCAUUAUCCCGUUAGUGGGGCAUACCGUACUCGUCAUUCUCUUCACUUGUCUGAAUCUCAGCGCCUUUGGCCUGAUUCAGAGUGUUGCCGAAAUCUUUCUCUGGAUUGUACUUUGGCUCAAAAAGGCCAUGGCUUCCGUUCAGUUGAAGAAACAGGCCAUGCAAGUGCGGGAAUACGCGAAC